Radiomyces spectabilis is the source of this 743-nucleotide messenger RNA. RefSeq lists its product as uncharacterized. Lineage: Eukaryota; Fungi; Mucoromycota; Mucoromycetes; Mucorales; Radiomycetaceae. The record is from RefSeq and is a predicted model, not a curated record. Bases 1 to 429 code for a protein of 142 amino acids. The transcript is spliced from 2 exons.
AUGAGCACCGCCCCAGAUUCGAUUUCCAUUCAUGACGGUACCGUGGACCCGGCUUCGCUGACUUGCCGCCCACCGGGAGACGUCUUUGUCGAUCUCUUACAUACUUUGAGACUUCUCGGUGUGACGGUGCACUGCGAUGAAAGCUUCCGUUUGGUGUGCAUUCGAAGAGAAUCUCGGACCUUUCAAAUAAGAUCGCCCAGUCUUCCCUCUUUAAUUUUCUCGGUGAAUGCCGAUCCAUCCAUGGAUCCUGUCUAUGGCGACCCUUCCUUUGACCAUGGUGAAGAAGUACGGUUCAUGAUGGAAAUAUGUCGAUUCCGUCAUUUGGCCGAUUUGUACCUUGUUGAUUCCCGACUCAUGCGCGGUCCAGAUCCGGUCUAUCAAUUCUUGCGAACCAAGAUUCUUGGCCUGCUUCGUUUAAGCAAAGCUUAAAACAUAACGAAAUUAUCUGAAGUCUUACAAAGAGCUGCCAGAGACAGAAGAGUGCAUCAUGAAUCAAAUGGCACGGCAAUGGAUAUGACAUGUAUUCUUUGGUUUUCUUUUUGUUUGUUCGGCAGAAGGUUAGACAAUAAUGCAGUGAAAGAUAAUGGUAAGAAAAAUAAAAAUAAAAAUAAAGAGAGAGAGAGAGAAAUAUAUGAUCAAUGCAUGAAAACAAGACACAAAAGCAAACAAAAAAGAGCGAAAUAAUGAUGUGAAGAAGAAAAAAAUACCGAUAUUAUGACAAACGAACUAUGGAAUACUUGAAA